AUGCUGUACGGUAUGGAAACAGUACCACUAACAAAAAAGCAGGAAGCGGAGUUGGAAGUAGCAGAAUUGAAGAUGUUGCGAUUUGCUCUUGGAGUGACGAGGAUGGAUAAAAUCAGAAAUUAUUGCAUCAGAGGAACAACACACGUACGUCGGUUUGGGGACAAAGCAAGGGAGGAUAGGCUGAGGUGGUUUGGAUAUGUCAGGAGGAGUGACGAAGGGUACGAGUAUGUGGGGAGCAAGAUGCUGGACAUGGAUCUGCCUGGCAGGAGGAAGAGAGGAAAACCAAAGAGAAGGUUUAUGGAUGCUGUGAAGAGAAACAUGGAAGUGGGCGUGACAGAGGAAGACGCAAAAGAUCGAGCGCACUGGAGAAGAGUGAUCUGCUGUGGCGACUCCUAA
Molecule: messenger RNA, 396 nt
Organism: Scylla paramamosain (green mud crab)
Lineage: Eukaryota; Metazoa; Arthropoda; Malacostraca; Decapoda; Portunidae
Exons: 1
Coding region: 1-396 (131 amino acids)
Source: RefSeq, a predicted model, not a curated record